AUGGAGAGCCCGGGCUCGUGGGCUGUAGGGCGGUUGCUAACGGAGGACGAGAUGGCCGAAGUGAAGAAGGAUGCUUUAGAAAGGAUGCGUCCUUACCUGUGUGAUAAAAUCAUAGCUGAGAGACACUUUGAUUACCUACGUUCAAAGAAAAUACUCACUAGAGAGGACACAGAAGAAAUUUCAUCUCGAUCUUCCAGUAGGAAAAAAACUGGGAAGUUACUGGACUACUUAGCAGAAAACCCAAAGGGACUAGAUGCUUUGAUUGAAUCUAUCAGACGAGAAAGAACACAAAACUUCCUCUUAGAAAAGAUAACCGAUGUAGUGUUGAAAGUCAAAAAUGAAAAACUGGAAGCUAUCAAAGGUCUAAGCUGCAGCACCUGUAUGACCUCACUCUAUGGAGGAACAAAUAAUCUUUCUAGGUCAUAUUCUGAUGAAUCUAAUUUUUUUGAUAAAAAAAAGGACAAAGAAUCUACCCAGAUACAUCAUCCAGAAGAAGAUUAUAGCACCGCUGCCUUUGUGUCUGCUGUCUCUCUUCGUUCGAUGAAUUUGCCAGUUGCAGAGAUGGGAAACGCAGAGAGUGCUGUUUUCUCAGUCACCCUUCCAGGGCCUGGAGAGCCCGGUGCUCCCCCUCUCCCCCCAGAGCUCCAGUCAGAGCAGCAAGAACCAUGUACAAGCUCGAGUGACAAUUGCUUUUUGCCUUUAAGAUCACGUUCUCUUCAACCACAGUGAACAUGGUGACUUUUGUCUCUUCAUCAAAAUGGUACUGAAACUUUGUGUGAUGUAACAAAGGUUACAAAAGUUUUCAAACUGCUAACCAGCAAAAUCAGAGGAAACUAUCUAUGCUACUUACUGUUUUUAAGGAGUAACUUUUUUGGUAACUGGGUGACUCUGGAGCUACAGAAAACGUGUUAUUUUGUGGUUCUGUUUCUUCCUACAAAAAGUAACCAGUCUGAUUUUCUUAAUGUUUCUGUGAUGAGUGAAUUGGGAAAAAUGGUUAGAAAAAGUACUAAAAAAAAACAACUUUCUGAACUAAAAGCUUAAGCAUACUUACCAAAAGUCUUAAAGUAAUUUAUAAAAUGAAAUGUUUCUCUUCAGGACAAAUUACACCCUCUAUGUAUGCAGGUGCAGCUCUG
Dryobates pubescens (Downy woodpecker) is the source of this 1133-nucleotide messenger RNA. RefSeq names its product BCL10 immune signaling adaptor (gene BCL10). Gene Ontology annotation, cellular component: CBM complex; cytosol. The record is from RefSeq and is a predicted model, not a curated record. The coding region runs from base 1 to 729 and encodes 242 amino acids. Lineage: Eukaryota; Metazoa; Chordata; Aves; Piciformes; Picidae. Gene Ontology annotation, biological process: adaptive immune response; positive regulation of extrinsic apoptotic signaling pathway; apoptotic process. The transcript has 3 exons. Gene Ontology annotation, molecular function: kinase activator activity; transcription coactivator activity; protein kinase B binding.